CCUCGCUACCCCUGCGGAUCAUAUGCUUUGCACAUCCAAAGUAAUGCUUUUUGGAGUUCAUCCAGCUAUGGCACCGAGCAUACUUGUACUGCUUGUGCCGGCAGAGCCUUCACAUCGAAAGCCAAGCUUCUCUACGGUACAUUAGACUCUCAAGUCUAGACGCUAUUCUCACGCUAAACUACCACCAAGUUCGAGAUACCCCUUUACAGUCCUCCUAGCACCGUAGUUCGUCAAAAUGUCACUCCAGACACCCCUCUGCUCGUUGCUGAAAAUCCAGCAUCCAGUCCUGCUGGCAGGAAUGGCUCGUGCAUCCGGAGCACCUCUCGCCGCCGCCGUCUCCAACGCAGGAGGUCUAGGAACUGUGGGCGGAUUGGGAUAUACCCCUGAGCAACUUUCCGAGAUCUUGGCCGAGCUGAAGUCACUUUUGAAAGACCCGUCGUUGCCAUUUGGCGUUGAUCUGGCCUUGCCGCAGGUCGGUGGCAGAGCACGGGCCACCAACCAUGACUACACCCACGGCAAGCUGGACGAACUCAUUGACGUCGUCAUUUCCCACGGUGUUAAGCUGUUUGUUUGCGCGGUCGGUGUGCCACCGGAGCAGGUUAUCAAGCGACUCCAUGACGCAGGUAUCCUCAUCAUGAACAUGGUCGGAGCGCCCAAGCACGCCGAGAAGGCAUUCAAGCUGGGUGUGGACAUCGUCUGUGCGCAGGGAGGUGAGGGAGGCGGCCACACCGGUGAUAUUCCGUUCUCGGUGCUCGUCCCUGCGAUUGUGGACGUGGCGAAAAAGUACACGAGCCCGCUUACGGGCCAGCCCGCCUUGGUAGUUGCUGCUGGGGGUAUCAACGACGGUCGUAGCUUGGCCGCGUCAUUGAUGCUGGGCGCUGCAGGCGUCUGGGUUGGCACCCGGUUCGUUGCUUCGGACGAAAGCGGCGCAAGUCGUUUGCACAAGGAAGCCGUUGUUGGAGCGCAAUAUGGAGAGACGGAACGGACGCUCGUCAUCUCUGGAAGGCCGCUACGCAUGCUUCCUAACGAUUAUAUCAGAGAGUGGAACAAACGCCCCGAGGAAAUUGCCAGGUUGACGUCGCAAGGCAUCGUUCCAAUUGAGCAUGAUUUCAAGAACGAUAGGGAUGUCGACGUUCCAUUCAUCAUGGGCGACGUCUCUGCCGGCAUUAAAGAAAUCAAACCCGCCGGUGUGAUUGUCCGGGAGAUGGUUCAGCAGGCUGUGGAUAUGCUGAAAACAGGAGGGUCUUAUAUAAACGGUCCGACGAGUAGACUUUGAUCGAGCUGUCGACCUUGUCUCAAUUCGCACAAGCCCUUGACAUAUAUGACAUGAAUUGUAUUGCGG
This is a messenger RNA of Aspergillus sclerotioniger CBS 115572, 1342 nucleotides long. Its product is annotated as NAD(P)H-dependent flavin oxidoreductase. The transcript has 2 exons. Gene Ontology annotation, molecular function: nitronate monooxygenase activity. The record is from RefSeq and is a predicted model, not a curated record. Lineage: Eukaryota; Fungi; Ascomycota; Eurotiomycetes; Eurotiales; Aspergillaceae. Bases 236 to 1276 code for a protein of 346 amino acids.